AUGAAUCCAGCGGCUUAUACUACCGUCUAUGACAUUCUCAACUUUCUCAUUAAUCGCACCAGAAACGAAUAUGAACCACGUAUUUUGUUGAACGACCUUGAGGGCGCGCUCAGUAUGCUUGCAAAACUCGUUCGUGAUGUGCGCACAAUGGAUCGAGGCUAUAGCGAGGCAGAUCUUCAGCAUUGUUUAGAGGAAAUGCAACGCCGGCAUGAAUGGGCAGAGUUCAACUCUUAUAUGGAAGGUCGUUCAGCACCGCCUCCCCUGAUUCUCUGGCGUGCACAUAACUUCGAUACACCUUACGAAGUCAUUGACGAGAAUACAUCCAACCUUGUCCGGAACUUCGCUUCGGACUUGCACAAAUGGAACGAAAUGGAGAGUGCCUCUGAGAUUACCGUAACUCUACCUUCAUUUCAUGAGUUAGACUUCACCCUAGGUGACCUGGCAAAUGAACUAUCAUCGCAUUUGAAGAAAACCCAGAUAAAUCAGCAAAGAUCAGACAGAGGAAAAGAUAGACUUCAUACGAAUCUGGUUUCGCUGAGUGGGGAUUUGAGGUGGACCAUGCAUUAUACUAGCCAGAAAGCCAAGGCUGCGCUGAAUCACGAUGAGGUCGGAAUCGCUGCUUUUGAUACUAAAGCCCUCCGUUCGAUGGGAAUAGAGAUUUGGAGAGUCAAAGACAUUAUUGAAUUCCUAGAAAGCAAGCCAGGGCUUCUCCCAGGAGGCUUAUUUGAUAAGUAUGCGAAACAAUGGGCAAAAAAUGCCGACGAAUAUGUCAUCUGGGAUUACAUUGGGAGAGAUUGUCUUAUUAAUUUCUGUAGCUGGGUCUCACUCUUCCAGCAGCCAGGAAUCGACAAAGAAAAAUUCUUACUGGAGCAAUUUGUGGACUCAAAGAAUCUGGGUUAUUUUGCAAAAGAUUAUGGUUGGAGACCUAUGACGUUAAAACUGGAGGAGUACGUGGAUCGAGCGGCUGACUUUGCCCAGGCUUUACUGGGUGGCGACAGAAUAAUAACCCCCGACACGAUAAGGAUCACGGCUUCUCCCCUCUCAAGGCCCAGCGACUGGGGAUAUCGCAUUCGUGAUAGCUGUCAAAUUACCGAAGAUCUAAUAAUGCAAAAAAUUAUGGCUGAGAUUAUGAAAAACUUCGUUCCUGAGGACGCAACAACACCGGCUGAAGACAGAACGGUUUCAGGUGCCGAAGACCAUGAUGAUAUUGUUAGCAAUGCUGAUCAUCACCGCAUACCGUACAUCAUCGAAAAGGCUCAGAACCUGACAAUAGAUGAUGCUGAUAGUGGUCUUGAGAGAUGA
This is a messenger RNA of Talaromyces amestolkiae, 1302 nucleotides long. RefSeq lists its product as uncharacterized. Lineage: Eukaryota; Fungi; Ascomycota; Eurotiomycetes; Eurotiales; Trichocomaceae. The coding region runs from base 1 to 1302 and encodes 433 amino acids. The transcript is spliced from 2 exons. The record is from RefSeq and is a predicted model, not a curated record.